Xyrauchen texanus (razorback sucker) is the source of this 1461-nucleotide messenger RNA. RefSeq lists its product as uncharacterized. Gene Ontology annotation, molecular function: nucleic acid binding. Bases 44 to 1039 code for a protein of 331 amino acids. Lineage: Eukaryota; Metazoa; Chordata; Actinopteri; Cypriniformes; Catostomidae. The transcript is spliced from 4 exons. The record is from RefSeq and is a predicted model, not a curated record.
UCGAGCAACAGUCAUAGACCAUUUUCUUGUCCAUGGACUGAAAAUGAGGGAAGCAGGACUUAGAGUGCAACCCAAUUUGAGCCGAUUUUCUGUGUCCACCAUAGUAAGGACAUUCAGAGAAGAGAACAGAAUUGCAAGGCUGCCACAUGCAGGUGGAAGGACAGCUAUAUUCACUCCUGAGCAAGAGGCCGUUAUAGUGGGCAUGGUCCUUCAAGAUAAUUUAAUACGACUCAGAGAAAUCCAGGAACGAGUGAUACAAGACAACACACACUUCCAGGGAAUCGACAGUGUGAGCAUUUCCACAAUUGACCGUGUCCUCCAUCGUAACAGGAUGCGAAUGAAACAAGUAUACAGAGUAUCUUUUGAGCGCAACUCACCAAGGGUGAAAGAACUGCAAGCUCAGUAUGUGCAAACAAUAUUUGACUUGGAAUCCUUGGACAGACCCCAUGAGUUCAUCUUUGUCGAUGAAGCUGGCUUCAAUCUAACGAAGAGGAGAAGGAGAGGCCGAAACAUGAUUGGACAGCGGGCCAUUGUUGAAGUCCCUGGUCAACGAGGUGGCAAUGUCACAAUCUGCGCUGCUAUUAGCAACCAUGGUGUUCUACAUCACCAUGUUACACUCGGGCCAUAUAACACCCAGCACCUUCUAAGAUUUAUGGCCAAUCUAAGAGAUAUUUUAUUUCAACAGCAGGUUGAAGAGCAGCAGGGUCAAGAGCUAAAUGAGAAUCCCAUUCCCACAUAUGUGAUAGUGUGGGACAAUGUCAGUUUCCACCGAGCUGCUCAGGUAAGGGAAUGGUUUAACAUCAAUGGGCAGUUUAUGAACUUGUACCUCCCUCCAUACUCGCCUUUCCUGAAUCCGAUUGAGGAGUUUUUCUCCUCUUGGAGAUGGAAAGUUUAUGAUAGACAACCCUACACCAGAGUAAAUCUGCUGCAAGCCAUGGAUUUAGCCUGUGGUGAUAUUGGUGAGGAAUCAUGUCAGGGCUGGAUACGACACAAGAGUCUUCUUCCCCCGUUGCCUCAGGAGGGACAAUAUUGCUUGUGAUGUCGACGAAUUGCUUUGGCCUGACCCAGGCCAAAGCCAAGAAGCACAUUGAUCACGUUUACUCCUUUCAUUUGUGUCCCUUUGAGUAUCGUAUACUGUAGUACAGUGCACUGCUGUAGACUGUACAAUGAAAAAAUAUGAAAUUUGUUUUGAGAUUAAAAAUGUAGUUCUCCCUGAGAACUAUAUGUUUUGAACAAUGUGUUUUAAAUUUUUUGGUGUAUUGUUUACUGACUUGAUAGUGUAUAGCAUUUUGAUCACUUUGUUUAUGAUUUGAGAGCAGUGUUUGAUUUUGAACACAGGUAAAACUGUUUUGAGAGCAGUGUUUGAUUUUGAACACAGGUAAAACUGUUUUGAGGUGAAAGUUUCAUUUUGCAAGAGGAGUCAGAGGUUUUGUAAAUCGUGCUUGAAGAUGAGGUUUUGUG